Electrophorus electricus (electric eel) is the source of this 2497-nucleotide messenger RNA. NCBI's taxonomy places the organism in Eukaryota, Metazoa, Chordata, Actinopteri, Gymnotiformes, Gymnotidae. The record is from RefSeq and is a predicted model, not a curated record.
CUAAUGCUGUGCGAUGGCUGAUAGCAUGGGUGACACAGCGGCAGAAAGAAAUGAAGCGGAGACGUACCCCUACCGAGACAGAAAUAAAUGUUCCCCAGAGGAAGAGGCAAGACUAGAGAGACAGCACUUCUGGAAAAUCAUCGAUGCGUUUAGGUUUUACAGAACCCACGUUCAGGAGCGGGUCAACCGGACCGAGAGGCAAUUCCGCAGUCUUCCCCAGCGGCACCAACGUCUCCUGUCCGGCUUCCUGCCCAACCUGUCCAAGAUCCGCCAGUGCGUGGACCAGAACCACGAAGUGCUGCAGGCCAUCGUGCGCAACUGCAUCCACAUGUUUGAGAACAUGGAGUAUGGGGAGGAUGUAGGUGAAGAACAUGGAGAUAACGCGAGAAAGGUGGGGCCGAGUUCCACGUUUGACAUGGACAAGCUGAAGUCCACCAUUAAGCAGUUUGUGCGCGAUUGGAGCGAGGCUGGCAAAGUGGAGAGGGACACCUGCUAUAAACCCCUCAUGGAGGAGAUCCAGAGACAGUUUCCUCCUGAACAGUGCGAUGUUUCGAAAAUCAGCAUCCUGGUGCCCGGAGCUGGUCUGGGGCGCCUGGCGUGGGAGAUUGCCAACCUUGGCUACUCUUGCCAGGGCAAUGAGUGGAGCUUCUUCAUGCUCUUCUCCUCUAAUUUUGUCCUUAACAGAUGUGAUAAAGAGAAUGCUCUGACGUUGUAUCCCUGGGUUCACCAGUUCAGCAACAACAAGAUGUCCGCCGACCAGACCAGACCCGUGUUCUUCCCGGAUAUCAACCCCCAGAGUCUCCCGCCGAACUCUGACUUUUCCAUGACGGCCGGGGACUUCCUGGAGGUGUACACGGAUCCAAAUAUCUGGGAUUGUGUUACCACGUGUUUCUUUAUCGACACUGCCCAUAAUGUCCUUGAUUAUAUAGAGACCAUCUGGAACAUUCUAAAACCUGGCGGUGUUUGGAUCAAUUUGGGUCCCCUUCUGUACCACUUUGAGAAUAUGGCCAGUGAGCUCUCUAUCGAGCUCAGCUAUGAAGAAAUAAAGGGCGCCAUAUUGAAAUACGGAUUUCAGCUAGAGGUGGAGAGAGAGUCCGUGCUCACCACGUACACGGAGAACGAUCGCUCCAUGCUCAGGUACUUGUACGACUGUGUCUUUUUCGUGGCGCGGAAACACACGCAGCAGCCAACCAAUGGGACUCUGUCUCCCAAAGACGGCGUGUCGGAUGAAUCGGCACCGAAAGAAGACGUGGCGGCCACGUGACGUCAGAAAGGCAGGCGCCUUCAGCCAGUCACGGUGCCUCGGAUACCUUUGGGAUCAUUUUUACGUCUGUAUGGAAUCUUUGAUCUCAUUUGCUUCUGAAACAGUGAUUCUUAGCGCCUGCUCUGGACAGCAGUGCCCUGCGCACUUCUAAGAUUUCUCGGUUCACUUUUUUGGGGGGUGGUGUGGGGCACCAAAGGUCCUUCUGUUCCCCUGGACCAGGAUUGCGGUCUGUACACAGAGCCCAGGGUGUUUAUCUAGAAAGACUUUUGGGGGGGGUUACUGAAUUCGGGAGUUUUCUAGAAAGACUGUCCAUAGCCACAGUUUUUGUCCUUUUUAUAUACCGAUUGAGUUGGUCCUUGCUGUAAUACACUUGAUUCAGUUCAUGCACACUUGCUAAUUGGCUGGUCACUUAAAACUGCUAUUUUAAAAUAGGCCAUGGAUCUUACCAACUGACAGGAGAUUAUUAGCCAAAGUGUGUAGUGCAGGGUUCCAGCAGGACUGGGACUACAAACCGAUAUGCUAAUGUCUGUAGUUCUGUGGACAGGAGAAUCUGUUCCUAAAUCAGCCCUGGACCCAGAACCUUUCAACUGGCAGAAGACCCUGCUGCUGUCCGGAAGACACAAUGAGUGUUAUUUAAUAUUGUGUCAUUUUUCAUGAUGUCUCUUACUUUGCCUUCACUCCACACUGCAGGCUGGCUAGUCAUCAUCACCAAGUGGAACAUUUUAUGCCCGUAGAACAUUUUGCACUUUUUAUUUUCUUAUCUUUCAGUGAUUAUCUUGUCUUGCAUAUACAAACCUGCUGGACUCACUUAAAAGAAACGUUUCACCUUAAACAUAUUUUGGUGUUUGUUUUCAUUGUUUCUGAUUGCUGACUAAAGGGGGUUUGAAGCUGCAUAUGUUUACCGUUACAGUGUUUCUACAGUUAUUGAUGACUAUUACUCACUGCUUCUCUGGAUUAAUUCUGCCAUGUGGAUGACUUUGGCUGUUAAAAUUAUAACAAGAUAUCACAGCACCAAGUAAAGUUGUUUUAAACUUACUGUGUACUUGCAUACAAGUUUCUACUAUUAAACCUGAUAUUAACAUACCAAUUUCAUCAUGAGGUAAAGGUUUCUUUUUUUCUUUUUUCUUUUUUUUUUUUUCUUUUUUCUUUUUUUUUUGAAUGCCUGGAUGUUGCUAUCAUUGUAAACGCGUUAUGUAUUUUACUUCAAAUAAAAGAAGGAAUUAACAUUUUUAA